AUGGGAACCUGUUCAAGUUAAGCAAAGUAGAACAACAAAAUUAUUCAACCAAAACCAAUUUAAAAUGAGCUUGAAACUAACCUUAAUUCAGGUUAAAAGCCACCAGCAUCUUAAAAAUAAGAGGAGAUAGAUGAAUAUCCAAAAUAAUCUAAUUAGGAUGCUUAAGAAUAAGUGGAAAUAAAAGAAAAUUAAGAAAAUUAAGAGAAUUUUGAUGAUUUGAUCACAGAAGAGGAAGCAAUAAAAUCAUAUCUCUUAGGGGAAGAAAUAUCUGACUUGAUUUUAUAGAAGGAUAACAAUUUGGAUGUUCAGAUACAACGUAAAAUAAGGUUUAAAGAUAAGACAUAAAUGGUCUCUAUAAUAAAAGCUCUUUUCUUAUGGUUGAGUAUGAAUUGAUUUGACAUUAUUAGUUUAAAGAAAUUAGAAGAACCAAUUUAUCAGUUAGACAAGAAAUAUCCAAGUGAGAUUCUAAAUAAUUUCUAGCAGUUUUUAUAGCUUUCUUUAUAGGAUCUUUUUGAACACAAUAUAAAUUUAGUGAAAAAUGAAUAGAUUUUGUAAAAAGGUCUUGAAUUGUGUUGUCGAACUUACCAUACAUUAUAAAAUUAAGGAAAAAAAUCAAAAACUUAAAAAAUAUAUACAGAAAUCAUUUAAGAUGAAGAAAUGAUUAUAAGUGAAGAGUUAAAAAAAUAAUACUUAAAAGUUCAAAGUGAAAUAAAACUGGAAAUUAUUCGAACAUUUUCUAAUAAUAAAGAUAUUCCUAAAUCUCAAUAAUAAUAAAAUAAUCCUCUAGUUUUGAUGAAGUUUAAUACAAAACAUGCUAUAACUUUAGCUAAAUAAUAGACAUUAAAAUAAUAAGCAGGAGAUGAUGAGGACAGUUAAUUGCUUUAAUCCCUUUAAGAUGCUUUAGAUUAUGAUAUUUAGAAUAGCUAAUAUGAUACCAGUAAUAUGAAACCAAAAAAGAAACAAAAUUGA
Molecule: messenger RNA, 969 nt
Organism: Paramecium pentaurelia
Lineage: Eukaryota; Ciliophora; Oligohymenophorea; Peniculida; Parameciidae
Source: the annotation of a GenBank genome assembly